Zasmidium cellare ATCC 36951 is the source of this 1368-nucleotide messenger RNA. Its product is annotated as glycoside hydrolase family 27 protein. The coding region runs from base 1 to 1368 and encodes 455 amino acids. Gene Ontology annotation, molecular function: hydrolase activity, hydrolyzing O-glycosyl compounds. The record is from RefSeq and is a predicted model, not a curated record. Gene Ontology annotation, biological process: carbohydrate metabolic process. Lineage: Eukaryota; Fungi; Ascomycota; Dothideomycetes; Mycosphaerellales; Mycosphaerellaceae. The transcript is spliced from 3 exons.
AUGGCAGCGUAUCUUCUACUUGCUUUGGCUCCAACAGCCCUGGGCCUUGAGGCACCAGGAGGCAUUGGUCGUCUGCCUGCUAUGGGAUGGAACUCAUGGAAUGCCUAUCACUGCGACAUUGACGAAAGCAAGUUCCUGACAGCCGCGAAGGCGAUGGUCUCGAUGGGUUUCUACGAUCUCGGGUACCAGUACGUCAACAUCGACGACUGCUGGCAGAUCAAAGACCGCCGCGACAACGUGACUGGCAAACUCAUCCCCGACACGUCCAAGUUCUCCGACGGCAUCAGCGGUCUCGCCAACACCGUGCACGACAUGGGCUUGAAGAUUGGCAUCUACAGCUCAGCCGGCACAUUGACCUGCGCCGGCUACGAAGCCUCCAUCGACCACGAGGAAAUCGACGCCGCGACCUUUGCAGAAUGGGGUAUCGACUUUUUGAAGUAUGAUAACUGCAACAUUCCCAGCAACUGGACGGACGAGUGUAGCGCUUGCACGCCGGAUAAUAGCGAUUCGAGCUUGUAUGUCAACGGGACGUGCAAGGAUACCACCGGACAGUGCCCUCAGGGGUACGACUAUAGCAAGUCUUUGACUUUUGAGCGAUAUAAGAAGAUGGGUGAUGCUCUUGCUAAGCAGAACCGGACUAUCUUGUACAAUCUUUGUGAAUGGGGCACGGCGGAGGUGUGGACUUGGGGGGCGCAGGUUGCUCAGGCUUGGAGAUCAACAGGUGAUAUCAGCCCCGACUGGUCUCGCAUCAUCCAGAUCAUCAACGAAAACUCCUUCUACAACAACUACGCCGACUUCUACGCCCACAACGACCCCGACAUGCUCGAAGUCGGCAACGGCAACCUCACCGAGGCCGAAUCACGCACCCACUUCGCCAUAUGGGCGAUCGAAAAGGCCCCUCUCAUCAUGGGCACAGACCUUACAAACCUAAGCCAAACCAACAUCGACAUCCUCCAGAACAAGCACCUCAUCGCCUUCAACCAAGAUCCCGUCGUUUCCAGCCCCGCCCAGCCCUACAAAGGCGGCGUCAACCCCCUCUGGACCUUCAACGCCACCAACCCAGCGGAGUACUGGUCCGGCGAGAGUAGCAAAGGCACCAUCGUCGCGAUGAUGAACACGUUGGGCUCCACGAGGACGAUGCGGGCGAACUGGGCGGAGGUUCCGAGUUUGAAGGGGAAUGGGAGGUAUAGAGUUAGGGACGUCUGGACGGAGAGGGAUUUGGGCUGUGUGAGUGGUGGUGUGAGUCGGGAGGUGGAGAGUCAUGAUACAGCGGUUUUGCUGGUGACGGGCGGUUGUGGGGGACAGAUUGGGCAUGGAUGGGGUUGGGGUCAUGGUUGGGGUUGGGGGUGGAAGCAUGGUGGGUGGUAG